ACUUCAGAACAAAAAGUGUAAACGGCAUUUAAAAGGACUUGGGCUUUAAGCCAAGUUACCUUGCUCCUAGUAAACCCACAUGUUCAUGUGACCACAAGUCCUACAACAAGCACUUAUAAUAAAGGACAAAACAAUCAGUUUAAUAUAUAUAUAUAUAUGUAUAUAUAUUAUAUAUAUAAAAGAUUUUUUACUGACAACCACGUGUACAUCAUGAACACCCUCCCAUCUCCCUUAUUCAUACAGACAUGAAUUAUCCCGACGAGUCGAUCAAAAUCACUACAGACGUCCUCCGGCUGCAUUACUUAAACACGAGAAAGGCAAUUUCUCGAGUCCAAACAGUACUUAAGGUGUAAACUACUUGAGAAUAAAGCAACAGAUAGGAGUUGUUGUGGGAAGCAGUAGGCCUAUUAUAGCAGUACAAAAACAUGUGGUAAUAAAACCGUUUGAAACUGUCAGUGGUGAAAAGCAGCAACAGUUUGCUGACAGGCUGCUCUCAGCAGAAUCUCUCGCUUCACGUCAGCCCCAUCACAACGAAUGCACACAGAAGACUCGCACUCGCGUUCACACACACAAACUUUAUCCAAACUAAUCAUUUCCACUUCUACUGUAGCUAAGUGUUAAACAGUUGAACAGGAAUGCUAAGCCUGCAGACUUUGCUGACGCGCGUGUGUGUGUGUGAGGGCAAGCAGAGGCAGGAAACGGAGAAAGGCAGAGGUAAGUGUCUGCAGUGUUUAUCCACCUGUUUAUAUGUAAAUUUUGUACAAGAGAACCUGAAUGGUGGUAGUGACAAUGAUGGCCAGAAAAAAAAAAAAAAAAGAAAAAAAGAAAACUGCAUAAGUACAGCUACAGACCCGAGCUAACUUCUGGCUUAUAUAGACUGAUGUUGAGAAUUAAUUUGUUAUAAUAGCGCAAAUAAAAUUUUCUCGCAUUUGUGAUACUCUAUCCUUCCAUAAAAAUUAAAAAAAAAAGCGUAUAAGCUCGAUUUAAGUGUAUCUGAUUGGUCAGGAAGUGUUUCCAUACGAGCAGCUCUGACAGUAUCUAAAACGCCAGGUUGAUAUAAUGCACUCGUUUGAAUACUUCAUCAUUUCUACAGUCACUACUUCGGGCUUUUCACACUUAAAAAUAGGGGUAGUUGGAAUCCUGGGUUAUCUUGUUUCACGUUGCUCAUAAUUUACCCGGGGUUAACAAUUAAUCCUGGGUAUCGUAAUCUGACGUUUCACACUGGGUUAAUGUUCUCAUUUGCAUAUUCACGGUGUCGGCAACCCUGUUUGGAUAAACACGGCAGGCGAACGGUUUAAAUAACGGCGUGUCCGUCUCGCACUUUUGCCUCGGUGAGGGGAAAAAACUGCGCCUCGGUUGUUUUAACCCUCUUGAGACACACGCACAAAGGCAAGAAAACAAAUACGUUAUUUAUGUUAUUUUUCCACUCAAACGCUGCAGCUACUGCUUACAUAACACACGGGGUUUCUGUGACGAGGCACGCGCUGGUCGGUUUCUGAUUGGUUAUCUGUUGCUGAGCGUCUUCUACAUUCUAACACCACAUAGUUUCACAUUCUAAACGUUUGGCAUGGCAAUGCGGGGUUAACGCCGCGAAAGCGGUGCCAACCCUGCUUCGGAGCAGGGUUUCAUAAGCCCGGGUUAAAAGAGGGGUUUAGAACGACGAUAACCUGGGGUUAAGCGCAGUGUAGAUUAUUAUGUGCCACAUAAUACGGCUAAUAAUUACAUAAACAUUCAAAACGUGCUGCAGUUUAACCCGGAGAAACGUGUAAUUGUUGAUCUAUGAAGCACAUUUAUAGAAGGAGUCUCCAGUGUCAGCACUUUGAAACAGUUUUUUUUUUUUUUAACUGUCUUGUUAACUUUAAGAGAAAGAAAAAUAAAGAGAGGCUGGUCAGUGCAAUAAUGCAAGUCUAAAUGAAAUGUAAUGGUUAAAAGCCACACUUACAAACACAAGACAACGUAAUCGUAAACGAGCCUUUACAGGAAAAUAUUCCACGAUGUAGUUGUAGCGCUUCAGAAAGUAUCAGGUAUAAUGAUGUUAUGAUUGUAGUUUCUUUGCAUGAACAUACAGCUGCCCAGAUUUUCUUGAAACUUUUCCUUAAAACAGAAGGAAAUAUAAUACACACAAUCGUGUCCUGUAUUAAACUUUUAUAGCCAGAGCACAAGCUGGACUUUCUCGACAAAGCCCUCCGCUCUAAAGUACAAACACGCUAUCCUCCCAUCUCCUCUUUCUCCUCUCCUGCUCACUCAAACCACCCCACCCUCUCUCUCUCUCCUCUCUCUCUCUCUCUCUCUCACACACACACACACACACACACACACACACACACACGCGCGCACACACACAUACAGCCUCUCAGAGUGUGCGGUGCUGCAGCCACAAGAUGAAUCUCUUGCACAUGCCGUUGCUAAGACCCGGACUUCUGCGCUGCAUCCCGUCGCUUUUCCGAAUGUGCAUGAGUACGAGUGUGGGAGUGCGUGUGUGACUACAGCUCACGCAGACACCACGGCAUUUCAGACUGGAGUCGGAGACUAUUCCGUGUUUGGAAUCUCUGUCUUUGUGGAUGUGUAAGGGAGGAGAUGAAGUGACUGACGAGCGGCGUGCGUCCUCUGCGCGACUCGCAGCAUGGCAGCCUCUCUUCCGUCUCACUCAUGCGUUCCGUCUCUGCCCUUUCUCAUCUCCUCUGUCCCAAGCCUGCUGCACUGAGAGAGUUCGAGCAAGACAGCGAGAGAGAGAGAGAGAGAGCGAGAGCGCGCAGGAGAGAUAGAGGACAUGCGCUGGCCAGAGCGGCGCUCUCUGCCUCAGCUCCAUCACUGACCCGCAUCUGGAGGAACCAUGGUGAGCAAAGAGGUUGGUAAAUGCAUGCUCACCAACUCUGAAUCGGACUCUGAGGCGGCACCCUCUAUGGCCCUGGAGGUGAAAGGACCGCCAGAUGCGAGUCGGCAGGUGCGCAAGCGCAACAAAGCCUUGCAGGUACGCUUCAAGGACAUCUGUGAGGCCCAGAGUGAGCAGGCAGCUGCGGCACGGGGAGCAAAGCCUGCCACGUACAAAGUGCCAUACCGUAAGUACAUGACCGUUCCAGCCCGAAGAUCCAUACCCAACGUAACAAAAAGCACUGGAGUGCAGACCUCUCCGGACCUGAGGAAGCGCUACCAGACUUUCCCACUGGAGAGGAAAAAGGGUCAAAGUGUGAAACAUGCAGCCACAGCAGAGACCUAUAAGGACCAGGAUAAUGGAUAUGUUGUUGAUGUUAAGAGGGCCAAAGCAGCUGAAGGGGGGAAGGAAGAAACAUCGUCUCACACUGUACAAAAGACCAAAGCUUUGAUGCACACUAAUGAGUGCAUAGCCACCAUAGAGCACCACUCACAUGCUGCAGAGCGUACAGAAAGGACACUGCUGCCCUGUCCCUCAGAGAACCAAUCAAAUUACCAGAUCUGUACGGUGAAGAGCAAACAUCGAAAGAGCUUCCAAAGGGACUCGGAGUCAUUGGACCGCUCAGGAAAAUGGCAAGUAAUAAAUUCCGAGGACAGAGAUGGCAGUACACUGCCAAACUCUAGCUCCAAAGUGACGAGCCCCGUAGCCUGGAACUCCUUAACGCAGGUGGAGUGUCUGGAGAGCCCGACAGCACGUAGCAAGCGCAAAAAGGUUCUGCAGCUAAAUGGCCUGCAAUCACAGACACUGCCGAGGACUGGCUGCACCACACAAGUGCAGUGUCAUGCUGGAAUGAUCUCUGCUCGGCCCAUACAGGCAAUGGAGGAAGCAGCAGCGGCACCGGUUGCUGCUGCACCUGCCGUCGCUCUACCACCCACAUGUGAGGCUGGGACAGGAACAGUACCAGGCACAGGGAAUCUACAGGUGAAUAGCGAGGCCUGUAAGCAGAUAGUGCCUGUGAAUCAGGAUAAGGAUGUAAAAGCACAGUUGCAAGCCAUGGAGAACAUGAUCAGCUCCAGUCAGGAAACCAUCAAAGUACUGCUGGGAGUCAUUCAGGAGCUGGAAAAAGGAGAGGCUCUCCGAGAAGGUCUCUCCUAUCGGACCGGGCAGGACACAGCCAACUGCGACACAUGCCGGAACAGCGCAUGCAUUAUUUACAGUGUGGAGCUGGACUUUAAGCAGCAGGAGGACAAGCUGCAGCCGCUGAUGAGGAGGUUGUGCUCAGUAGAGGACUCGUCCUUCCCGUCGCUGCCUUACCCUCAGGAGGCCUACACGUCCACGCCCAAACGCAAGGCUAAAGCCGAGGCCAAGAAACACACGCGCUGGAAACUGUGGUUCCUCUGAACACGCCGUGCUGCAGGACACACACACGUUUCUACAUUGUCUUCAUCUUUCUCUUUUCCUGCCCUGUGUCUUUCUACGCGUUCAUCGUUUUAUCAACACAGGAAAAAGAUGGGGGGAGGAAAAAAAAAAAAAAAAAAAAAAAAAAAAAAACCCCAAACAAGUUGGAUCCUGAAACACUGAACCUGGCUAGAGCCUGCAUCAAAUUAAAAAUGGAGUCUACUGGGACCUGGAUUUCCUCAUUUAGUUUCAGAAAAGCAGAAUAUUUUGGCCAAUUGUGCCCGGAGUGUGAAACAGCUUUAUUUGCAAUUCAGCAAGGUGAGAAACCAGACUGAAUUACACUGCUGCAAAGUCCUGAAUUUAAAUGUAUAUUAAAAAAAAAAAAAAAAAAAAAAAAAAAAAAAAAAUCAUCAAACCAUUAUUUAUUUAUACACGAGUGCACCGCCUCUGCUUAGGUUAUUCAUAUAACCCCUUUCCACAACCACAUCCACACACACACAAUACAGGUUUAUUUACUUAGUUGCCUGAUGGCUGAGUGGCCUCUUACUCUCACAAGAAGAAAAAAAGAAAAGAAGUCCCAUUUUCCCUGGACUAAAGUAAGUUAUUAUUCCUCAUGAAUGUCAACACGACUGGAGUCUCACCAAUAAGACAAAAGCACAAGAACACUACAGACUUCACUACAGCUGAAACGGACUCAACACGUGGACUUGGAUUUUACAUAGACACUUAGAGAAAAUGGAAAAGACACUUAUUUAAUCUACGGAGAAAAAAAAAAAGGAAAAGAAAAGAAAUUCCGCAGCUAUUUAUCAAAUUUCUAUAUCACGUUUCAGGAGCUCUAGACAUCGCUUGUGAUGUUCAUUUAAAGAGGAAAAAAAAAAAAAAAAAAAGAAGAAGUACGAGUACCAGAUAUUUUUAUAUAUUCGUAAUAUCAAGCAUUAAAUUAAGAUUUU
Messenger RNA from Ictalurus punctatus (channel catfish), 5220 nucleotides. RefSeq names its product inhibitory synaptic factor 2A (gene insyn2a). Gene Ontology annotation, biological process: inhibitory postsynaptic potential. The record is from RefSeq and is a predicted model, not a curated record. Gene Ontology annotation, cellular component: postsynaptic density. The transcript is spliced from 4 exons. Bases 2834 to 4273 code for a protein of 479 amino acids. Lineage: Eukaryota; Metazoa; Chordata; Actinopteri; Siluriformes; Ictaluridae.